UUAAAAUUUUGACAACUUGCUGGAAAAAAGUUCUAGAAAAAACUGGCAAAUAUUUCUAGAAAAUAUGUAAAUCUCAUGGAAUAAUUUAUAGUAGGUUAAAACUGUCAUGAAGAAGCAACCGGAAGAUAUUUUUCGUUCAAUUAUAUUAUACGUAUUAAAUGUAUGUUCCUGUGUAGUUUUAACACACUGCGGAGCAAAUACUCUUCAUUUAAUGGACGGCACUUCGACAGCGGAAGUUAUAAAUGGGGACAUAUUUUUUGAAAUAGUAGACCCUGCGGAGUUGGAAUACACUUAUAGGAUUCGACCAGCGAAAGAUUUUGGGGCUCCUUUUAACGAGUCAUUUCAUGUGAAAAAUGUGCCGCUAGUGCCAGUGAGUCCUAGAUACGGGUGUAAACCGCCGGACAACUUGGACGACGUAGAAGGAAAUGUAGCUUUUAUAGAAAGGGGGGAAUGUUCGUUUAAAACGAAGUGUGUGAUCGCUGAAAAAGCAGGGGCGAAAGCGGUGAUAAUCAGUGAUAUCGAUCAUUCAAGUGAGGAUUAUUUCAUAGAAAUGAUCGACGAUAAUUCCAGUGAAGAAGUGAACAUACCCGCCGCUUAUUUGAUGGGAAAGAACGGUUUAAUGAUCCUAAAAACGCUGGAAAAACUUAAGAGGAACUAUGCUAUAAUAAACUUACCUGUGAAUUUGACUUUUACGCCCGUGCACAAGAUGAACCAACCGCCGUGGUUGGGGUGGUGAUAUCAGAAGCAAAUCGUAGGAUUUUAAUUACUUUUGUGAUAUGUUGAGUGCAUAUUGUUCACGGAAAUUAUUUUUGCAUUAAAAAAAAUUAUAAUUUGUGGUUUUAGGUUCUUAUAUUUAAUUUAAAAUAUAGUUAAAGAGAUUUACGGUAUACGUUUAGUUUUAUGUAGUUUUGAUACAAAUUUUCUUGUUAAGAACAGUGUACAAACAGAUUUGCUCACUCUAGUCUACACAAGCAAUAAUAAUUUGUAAGAUAUUUAUCGUUGUUGUUAAGAACGUAUCCGCCAUUUGUACAUUUAUAAUUUGUUGCAAUAAAGUCUUGAGAAA
This is a messenger RNA of Anoplophora glabripennis (Asian longhorned beetle), 1063 nucleotides long. Its product is annotated as PRADC1-like protein. The transcript is spliced from 5 exons. The record is from RefSeq and is a predicted model, not a curated record. NCBI's taxonomy places the organism in Eukaryota, Metazoa, Arthropoda, Insecta, Coleoptera, Cerambycidae. Bases 107 to 736 code for a protein of 209 amino acids.